GCGUGCGGUCAAGCGAGGUCGCCGUGACCAGAGGGCUAAAACAGGGAUGUCCUUUGUCUCCUCUCCUCUACAUGCUAUACGUGUCCCGGGUGGAACGUCAACUUCUGAAGUUGGGUCUUGGGUUCACCCUUGGGUACGUUGACGGGGGGAUGAAGGGCUGCUGGGUAUUACCUGGCCUUGUUUUCGCGGACGACAUCGUGCUCAUGGCAGGAAGUGCUACAGAUCUUCAGGCACAGAUGAACAGCUGCGCAGACAAAAUGGCGGCAUUAGGCCUUUCAUUUAAUGCCAAGAAGUCUGCGGUGUUGCACUUUUCCGGCCCUGCCGAAGUUGAUCGAUCCUUCACGCUUCCUGGAGGCGAGGCUGUCGAACAGGCGACUGAAUAUAGGUACCUGGGCGUCAACCUGUGCACGCAGCCUGACUACACUGCUACCCACGAAGAUCACCUACGUACGGCGUCAAGGCGGGCUGGCAGUGUCCUACGCCGGCGAGGCUUAUGGGGCUUCAACCGCUACGUCAUGGUUCGCGAGCUCUGGAAGGCGGUACACGUCCCUACUCUCACCUUUGCCAACGCCAUCAUUUGCAUGUCUUUGCCGACUCGAGAGUGGCUGGAGCGAGGCCAGCGGGUCGUCGGACGCCUCGGAACGGGAUGCCAUGGGAACGUCGCCAACGAGGCCAUCCAGGGAGACCUUGGCUGGUCAAGCUUUGAGGCACGCGAGGCCAAGAGCAAGAUUUCGUAUGAUGGGCGGCUGCGGGCGAUGGGGAAGCACCGGUGGGCACGCAGGGUGUUUGACUACGUCACUGUCAACGGCGUGCGAACAAGGUGGAUGAAGCGUCUGCAACAACUGCGCAAGAAGUUUGGGUUUUUUUGUUGCCCUACGCAAGCGGAAAACGCCCAGGUAUCGGCCAAGGCGGUAAGCAAUCAGGUGCGCCAACGCGAAACAGAAAUGUGGCGAAUGGCCAUGGACACCAAGUCGACACUGCAGCUGUACAGGACGUGCAAGACAGACAUCCACCGGGAGGACUUCUACGACAACAGCAUUGGGAGCAGUCUGUUGUUUGAGGCGCGGGCCGGCGCACUCAGAACGCUGGAAUAUCGCCACCACUUCGACCCCACCAUAGCCAGCACCAUCUGUAGGGCAUGCGGUGAGGAGGACGAGAGCAUCGAACACAUAGUGCUCCGAUGCAAGAGGCUUCCGACUUUACCGCCAGAAGACGCCACCUUCUCACGCACCCUGGGAUUUCGCUCAGCCGACGACGCCACAUCAGGCAACGGGGACGAGGUGCUGCUGGCUGCGGUGAUGGUGACGAAAAGACGGCUCUCCGAGUGGUGGACCCUAGUGCGCCGCUAGUGAACCUCUUCCUUUACAACGUUGCCCCAUUUUUUUCUUUUUUUUUUCUUUUUUUUUUCUUUUCUCUUUUUUCUUUUUUUUCCUUUUCUUCUUUUUUCUUUUUUUGCCCUUAUUUUUUUGGCCCGAGUAUGAAUACUGCUCACCCGUUACAAAGGGUACGGCCACAAGUUCACUUCACUUCACUUCACACAGCUGAUUAUCCUUUUUAAUGAUAAUCAGGGCAGCGAGCAUAGGAUACAGGAGGUUACGCUGGAGGUGGUGGAUAAGUACAAAUAUCUUGGAGUGUGGAUAAACAAUGGGGCUGAGUACCUAACGGAACAUGAAAAAUAUGUAACGGCUAAAGGUAGCAGAAAUGCAGCUGUGAUGAAAAAUAGGGCACUGUGGAAUUACAAUAGGUACGAAGUGGUGAGAGGGAUUUGGAAAGGGGUGAUGGUCCCUAGUUUGACUUUCGGCAAUGCGGUCCUGUGCAUGAGAUCAGAGGUUCGAGCAAGGUUGGAAGUUAACCAGUGAGGGGUAUAGGUAGACUUGCUCUGGGAGCACACGGAAAUACACCAAAUCAGGGGGUACAGGGUGACAUGGGAUGGACGUCAUUUGAGGGCAGGGAAGCCAGCAGCAAGAUAGAACUUGAGGAGCCAUUGAGAGAAAUAGCAGAAAAGCGGUGGGCAAGGAGAGUUUUCAGUUAUUUGUACAUGAGGAAUGUUGACACAGAAUGGAGGAAGCUGACCAGAAAAUUGUCAAUCAAAUAUUUGGACUGCAGGAGGGGUGCAAACCAGGAAACAGCGGUUAAGAAAAAGGUUAA
Dermacentor silvarum is the source of this 2148-nucleotide messenger RNA. RefSeq lists its product as uncharacterized. The coding region runs from base 72 to 1349 and encodes 425 amino acids. The transcript has 2 exons. NCBI's taxonomy places the organism in Eukaryota, Metazoa, Arthropoda, Arachnida, Ixodida, Ixodidae. The record is from RefSeq and is a predicted model, not a curated record.